CGCUGGGAGCUGUCACCAGGCCCUUGGGCUCCCGGCCUCGGUGUCGCGGUCGCGGUUGCCAGGAGAGCGGCGCCGGCGGGGAACGGCCGAGCCCACAGCAGGUGAUGAUUUUACGUGACCCUUGAGCUUGUCUCUAGUGGGAUUCUGUGGGAGGAUGAACACAGAAGAGUUGGAGUUAUUGAGUGAUUCCAAAUACAGAAACUAUGUAGCUGCAAUCGACAAAGCGCUAAAGAAUUUUGAAUAUUCCAGUGAAUGGGCAGAUUUGAUAUCAGCACUUGGAAAACUUAACAAGGUUUUACAAAAUAACGCCAAGUACCAGGUAGUACCCAAAAAACUGACCAUAGGCAAACGCUUAGCUCAAUGUCUGCAUCCAGCAUUACCGGGUGGAGUUCAUCGGAAGGCUCUUGAAACAUAUGAAAUUAUCUUCAAAAUCAUUGGAUCUAAGCGACUUGCCAAAGAUCUUUUUUUAUAUAGUUCUGGGUUAUUUCCUCUUCUUGCAAAUGCAGCCAUGUCUGUGAAACCAACAUUGCUCAGUUUGUAUGAGAUGUAUUACCUGCCUUUGGGUAAAACACUGAAGCCUGGUCUACAAGGAUUGCUAACAGGUAUUCUUCCUGGCUUAGAGGAAGGAUCAGAGUACUAUGAGAGAACAAAUACACUGUUGGAAAAGGUUGCUGCUGCAGUCGACCAGUCAGCAUUCUACAGUGCCCUCUGGGGUAGUCUUCUCACCAGUCCUGCUGUGCGUUUACCUGGAAUCACGUAUGUGCUCUCCCAUUUGAACAGGAAGCUUUCCAUGGAAGAUCAACUUUAUAUAAUUGGCAGUGAUAUUGAGCUAAUGGUAGAAGCAGUAAGUACCUCGGUGCAGGACUCAAGUGUACUUGUACAGAGAAGCACCCUGGACCUCAUACUCUUCUGUUUUCCAUUCCACAUGAGUCAGGCCACUCGACCAGAUAUGAUCAGGAUCUUGUCAGCAGCUCUUCAUGUAGUGUUAAGGAGGGAUAUGUCCCUGAACCGAAGACUUUAUGCAUGGCUUCUUGGUUUUGAUAACAACGGUGCUGUAAUAGGACCCAGAAGUACAAGACACAGUAAUCCCGAAGAACAUGCCACUUACUACUUCUCUACCUUUUCAAAAGAAUUAUUAGUCCAGGCAAUGGUGGGAAUCUUACAAGUGAAUGGAUUUGGAGAAGAGAGUACUCUAAUGCAGGACCUAAAACCUUUUCGUAUCUUGAUCAGUUUAUUGGACAAACCUGAGCUAGGACCUGUCAUUCUGGAAGAUGUCUUGAUUGAAGUGUUUAGAACAUUAUAUUCUCAAUGCAAAGCAGAAUUGGAUCUUCAGAUGGAACCUCCCUUCAGCAAGGAUCAUGCUCAGUUAAGCAGUAAAUUAAGGGAAAAUAAGAAAACAGCAGAGCUGAUUAAAACUGCCAACCUUCUCUUUAAUUCCUUUGAACCUUAUUAUAUGUGGGAUUACGUUGCACGUUGGUUUGAAGAAUGUUGUAGGAGGUCACUGCAUGCCAGACUUCAGGUUGGGCCUGGAGAUAGUAGUGAGUCAUCUGAGUUACAGCUGACCAAUUUCUGCUUACUGGUGGAUUUUUUGUUGGAUAUAGUUUCUUUGCCUACUAGAAGUAUGAGGGUGCUGUGUCAGGAAACUUACAUUGAAAUCCAGACAGAACACUUGCCCCAGUUGCUGCUCAGGAUGAUUUCUGCUCUGACAAGCCAUCUGCAGACCUUGCGCUUGUCUGAACUUACAGAUUCGCUCAGGCUCUGCUCAAAGAUCCUUAGCAAGGUUCAACCUCCACUGUUAUCUGCCAGCACUGUGGGUACAUUGCAGUUUCCUAAUGGGCAGAACAACUCAGUUAAAGAAUGGGAAGGCAAAAAGGUAUCAUCAGUUUCUGUUGAGAAUCCUAUUGAAGUGUUUGAAGAUGGAGAAAAUCCACCAAGUAGUCGAUCAUCAGAGAGUGGAUUCACUGAGUUUAUACAAUAUCAAGCAGACCGAACUGAUGACAUUGACCGAGAACUGAAUGAGGGGCAGGGGGCAGCUGCCAUCCCAAUUGGUAGCACAUCUUCUGAGACAGAAACAGCAUCCACUGUGGGUUCUGAAGAAACCGUUAUCCAGCCCUCUUCCAUAGUCACUCAGGUGACAGCAAACCAAAGUGGGAAAACAGCCCAAAAGACUGCAAUGCAGUGUUGCUUAGAGUAUGUCCAACAGUUUCUAACCAGACUUAUCAACCUCUAUAUCAUUCAGAGUAAGACUUUGUCUCAGCCUUUGGCUACAGAGCAUCAAGGGGAUCUCAGUAGAGAGCAAGGAGAGAAUUCAAAAUGGGACAGGGAUUCACAUGGAGAUGUGAAAGAGAGAAACAUAAGUAAACGCAAUACUUCAAAAGAAUACCUUUCAGCCUUCCUUGCUGCCUGUCAGCUCUUCCUGGAGUGCUCAAGUUUCCCAGUUUACAUUGCUGAGGGGAACCAUACAUCAGAGUUAAGUUUAGAAAAAUCAGAGAUUGACUAUGAACAGGUGCAGCCUCCACUGUGGCUCCAGACUCUGAUGAAUGCUUGCAGACAAGCAAGUGAUUUCAGUGUUCAGAGUGUUGCUAUUUCACUAGUCAUGGACCUGGUGGGAUUGACUCAGUCUGUGGCCAUGGUCACUGGGGAAAAUAUCAACAGUGUAGAGCCUGCACAACCCUUGAGUCCAAACCAGGGAAGAGUAGCCGUGGUUAUUAGACCUCCCCUCACUCAAGGGAAUCUGAGAUACAUAGCUGAGAAGACUGAAUUUUUCAAGCAUGUAGCUUUAACAUUGUGGGACCAGCUGGGAGAUGGGACACCUCAGCACCACCAGAAGAGUGUGGAACUGUUUUAUCAAUUACAUAAUUUGGUUCCUUCUUCUAGCAUCUGUGAGGAUGUUAUAAGUCAGCAGUUAACCCAAAAAGAUAAGAAAAUAAGGAUGGAAGCACAUGCAAAGUUUGCAGUUCUUUGGCAUCUAACAAGAGACCUCCAUAUAAAUAAGUCUUCAUCUUUUGCACGUUCCUUUGACAGGUCACUAUUCAUCAUGUUAGACAGCCUUAGCAGUCUAGAUGGUUCUACCAGCUCUGUGGGACAAGCUUGGCUGAACCAAGUCCUCCAAAGACAUGAUAUUGCAAGAGUUUUGGAACCAUUGCUAUUGCUCCUGCUUCAUCCAAAAACUCAGAGGGUUUCAGUGCAACGUGUACAAGCAGAGCGUUACUGGAAUAAAGCCCCCUGUUAUCCAGGAGAAGAGAGUGGCAAGCAUUUUGGGCAAAAUUUUGCCUGCAGCAAUGUAAGUCAAGUUCAACUCAUUACAUCAAAAGGGGACGGUGAAAAGCUGCUUACUGUGGAUGAAGUAGAGAACUUCAGUCUUACUGUUAACCCAUUAAGUGACAGACUUUCCCUUCUAAGUACCAGCAGUGAGACAAUUCCAAUGGUUGUAUCUGAUUUUGAUCUUCCUGACCAACAAAUAGAAAUACUUCAGAGUUCUGACUCUGGAUGUUCACAGUCCUCUGCUGGGGACAACUUGAGUUAUGAAGUGGAUGCUGAAAACAUGAAUGUCCAAGAGGAUUCUCAAAUGCCAAAGGCAAGCUCCCCAGAUGAUGUUGUUCAGCAGGUAGUGUUUGACCUCAUAUGUAAAGUCGUAAGUGGCCUCAAAGCAGAAUCUACAUCAGUUACAUCUCAAAUAGAAAUUGAACCUAUGACUUCAACAUGCAGUGGUUUAGAUCUGAGUGAGGAGGUGCUUAGAGAUGAAGAUCAGUGUGCUCAGCAGAGUCAGAGUGGUUUGCUGAGUAAUGAAAGUUCUCUGUUUCUGUCUGUGCCUGCAGAGGAAGGCAGUGAAUGCAUGCCAAGUGGAAUCUCCAGAAAUAGCUCUUCACCUUGCAUUUCAGGAACCCCACAGACUCUCCAUGACCUUUCUGUUGCUUCCACAGAAACCAAAUCUAGACAAAGGAGCCACAGUAGUAUUCAAUUCAGCUUCAAGGAAAAAUUAUCAGAAAAAAUCUCAGAGAAAGAGACAAUUGUUAAGGAGUCAGGAAAACAACCAGGAGCCAAACCCAAAGUAAAACUUGCCAGAAAGAAGGAUGAUGACAAGAAAAAAACCUCAAAUGAAAAACUCAAACAAACCAGUGUUUUCUUUAGUGAUGGUCUGGAUUUAGAGAAUUGGUAUAGCUGUGGAGAGGGAGAAAUUUCUGAAAUUGAGAGUGACAUGGGUUCUCCAGGAUCACGGAAAUCUCCCAGUUUCAACAUCCAUCCUCUCAACCAACAUGUGCUCUUGUAUCUUCAGUUGUAUGAUUCAUCAAGGACUCUGUAUGCUUUCUCUGCCAUCAAAGCUAUCUUGAAAACUAAUCCUAUUGCUUUUGUAAAUGCCAUUUCAACCACUAGUGUAAACAAUGCAUAUACCCCUCAAUUGUCUCUGCUUCAGAAUCUAUUGGCCAGACACCGGAUUUCUGUUAUGGGCAAAGACUUUUAUAGUCAUAUUCCAGUGGACUCUAAUCAUAACUUCCGUAGUUCUAUGUACAUAGAAAUUCUUAUUUCCCUUUGCUUAUAUUAUGUGCGUAGUCAUUACCCAACUCAUGUUAAAGUCACUGCACAAGAUUUAAUAGGCAAUCGAAACAUGCAGAUGAUGAGCAUAGAAAUUUUGACACUCCUCUUUACUGAGUUGGCAAAAGUAAUAGAAAGCUCAGCAAAGGGUUUCCCUAGUUUUAUCUCUGAUAUGUUGUCGAAGUGCAAAGUUCAGAAAGUGAUUCUUCACUGUUUGCUGUCAUCUAUCUUUAGUGCACAGAAAUGGCAUAGUGAAAAAAUAGCAGGUAAGAACAUGGUUGUUGUGGAAGAAGGUUUCUCAGAGGACAGCCUUAUCAAUUUUUCAGAGGAUGAAUUUGACAGUGGCAGCACUCUCCAGUCACAACUUCUUAAAGUGCUUCAGAGGUUGAUUGUUCUAGAACAUCGGGUAAUGACUAUCCCAGAAGACAAUGAAGCAGGUUUUGAUUUUGUUGUAUCUGACCUGGAACAUAUCAAUCCCCAUCAGCCCAUGACUUCUCUUCAGUAUUUGCAUGCGCAACCAAUCACGUGUCAAGGCAUGUUCCUCUGUGCAGUGAUACGAGCUUUACAUCAACACUGUGCUUGUAAAAUGCACCCCCAAUGGAUUGGUUUAAUUACAUCUACUCUGCCUUACAUGGGAAAAGUUCUACAGAGAGUGGUUGUUUCUGUGACAUUACAGCUUUGCAGAAAUAUGGAUAAUCUAAUUCAGCAGUACAAAUACGAAACAGGAUUAUCUGAUAGUAGGCCUCUGUGGAUGGCAUCAAUUAUCCCACCAGAUAUGGUCCUUACCCUUUUGGAAGGUAUCACGGCCAUUAUCCAUUACUGUUUGUUGGAUCCAACUACACAGUAUCACCAACUUUUGGUCAAUGUAGACCAAAAACACUUGUUUGAAGCACGUAGUGGAAUCCUCUCAAUCCUUCACAUGAUCAUGUCCUCUGUGACGCUGCUUUGGAGCAUACUGCAUCAGGCUGAUUCUUCAGAAAAGAUGGCUGUUGCUGCAGCUGCAUCCGUGACCACUAUUAAUCUUGGAGCUACAAAGAACUUGAGACAGCAGAUCCUUGAAUUAUUAGGCCCCAUCUCAAUGAAUCAUGGUGUUCACUUUAUGGCUGCCAUUGCAUAUGUGUGGAAUGAAAGAAGACAGAACAAAGCUACCACUAGGACAAAGGUCAUUCCUACAGCCACUGAAGAACAGCUUUUACUGGUGGAACUGGUUCGUUCAAUCAGUGUCAUGAGAGCAGAAACUGUUAUCCAGACUGUGAAAGAAGUUUUAAAGCAGCCCCCUGCCAUAGCCAAGGACAAGAAACAUCUUUCUUUGGAAGUCUGCAUGCUUCAGUUUUUCUAUGCUUAUAUUCAAAGAAUUCCAGUGCCCAAUUUAGUGGAUAGUUGGGCAUCACUGUUGGUACUUCUGAAAGACUCUAUACAGCUGAGUCUUCCAGCUCCAGGGCAGUUUCUUAUACUUGGGGUUCUGAAUGAGUUUAUUAUGAAAAACCCUAGUUUGGAAAAUAAAAAAGACCAAAGAGACCUUCAGGAUGUGACUCAUAAAAUAGUGGAUGCAAUUGGUGCAAUUGCUGGUUCUUCUUUGGAACAGACAACGUGGCUGCGACGAAAUCUUGAAGUUAAGCCUUCUCCCAAAAUAAUGGUGGAUGGGACCAAUUUAGAAUCUGAUGUUGAAGAUAUGUUAUCACCUGCAAUGGAAACUUCAAACAUAACUCCUUCUGUAUAUAGUGUUCAUGCAUUGACAUUACUUUCUGAGGUCUUGGCCCAUCUUUUGGAUAUGGUUUUCUACAGUGACGAAAAGGAACGAGUUAUUCCAUUACUUGUAAAUAUUAUGCAUUAUGUUGUGCCCUACCUCCGAAAUCAUAGUGCACAUAAUGCCCCUAGUUAUCGAGCCUGUGUCCAGCUGCUUAGCAGUCUUAGUGGAUAUCAGUACACACGAAGAGCUUGGAAAAAAGAAGCCUUUGACCUCUUUAUGGAUCCCAGUUUCUUUCAAAUGGAUGCUUCUUGUGUUAAUCAUUGGAGAGCAAUUAUGGACAAUCUGAUGACACAUGAUAAAACAACAUUUAGAGAUUUGAUGACUCGAGUGGCUGUGGCUCAAAGCAGUUCACUUAAUCUCUUUGCGAACCGUGAUGUGGAACUAGAACAGAGAGCCAUGCUUCUCAAAAGAUUAGCAUUUGCUAUUUUUAGCAGUGAAAUUGACCAGUACCAGAAAUAUCUUCCAGAUAUACAAGAGAGAUUGGUUGAAAGUCUCCGUUUGCCCCAGGUUCCAACUCUUCACUCUCAAGUGUUCCUGUUUUUCAGAGUGUUACUUUUAAGAAUGUCUCCACAACAUCUUACCUCGCUCUGGCCUACCAUGAUUACAGAACUUGUACAGGUAUUCUUACUGAUGGAGCAAGAACUCACUGCUGAUGAAGAUAUUUCACGGACUUCAGGCCCUUCUGUGGCUGGUCUGGAGACAACCUAUACAGGAGGCAAUGGCUUUUCUACUUCAUAUAACAGUCAGCGGUGGUUAAACCUCUAUCUCUCUGCUUGCAAAUUUUUGGAUUUGGCUCUGGCAUUGCCCUCCGAAAAUCUUCCUCAGUUUCAAAUGUACCGAUGGGCCUUCAUUCCGGAAGUCUCAGAUGAUUCAGGUUUGGAAGUCAGAAGGCAGGGCAUACAUCAACGAGAAUUUAAGCCUUAUGUGGUACGACUAGCAAAACUUCUUCGGAAAAGGGCAAAGGACAAGGAGGAACACUUUAAGACAGUGAUUUUGGAGGGAUUGGAGAUGGCCAACCAUCAGAAAAACCCAGAGGAAGACAACUCAGGGAGAACAAUGGGUUGGGAGCCGGGGCACUUGCUGCUCACCAUCUGUACUGUGCGAAGUAUUGAGCAGCUUCUGCCAUUCUUCAAUGUACUCAGCCAAGUCUUCAACAGCAAAGUCACAAGCCGAUGUAUAGGACACUCAGGGAGCCCUGUCCUCUAUUCAAACGCCUUUCCUAAUAAGGACAUGAAACUGGAGAACCACAAACCAUUUUCAAGCAAAGCCAGGCAAAAAAUAGAGGAGAUGGUAGAGAAGGAUUUUCUGGAAGGGGUGAUAAAAACUUGAUCACAAACAGUUACAUUUAAUUUAAAUGUAAACCUAAUUAUUUAAAACAAACACCUCUCUGAGUUGUACAGUUUUUUGUUUUGUUUUUUAAUGUAACAAAACACACUUCAGGUUGUAUUUAAUUUAAAUAUUUGUAAAUAGGAGCAAAUGUCUGACUGUGGCCUGAAUCAAGUUUAAAUAGUGUUGGCUCAUACUGAUUAUGGUGCCUGAGAGAGACCUACAUAUACACAGUCCAUUGUUUUACUGUCUUGAGUUGUCUUAAACCUGCAAAAUACACAGUGCACAUUUUUUCUAUUGGUUUCAUGAGUUGCUUAAUUUAAAUUGAUUGGAGAAUUUUCUUCCCAUUACUAAUCAGGCUCUAUUACCAGAAUAGUAUUACUUCUCUAUUACAGGCUUUGUGUAAUAUCUUUUCAAUUAGUUUUUCUUCCACAUAGCUUCAAUAAGAUCAGUAAAGAAAGAAUAACUGAAAUCUGGCCCAUGCAUCCUUGUAAGUGUACCAUGAUCAUCUCUGACCUCUCAGUUUGGAGUAGAGAUGUACGACCUCCACAUUAUACCUCUGAGUUCCUGAUGAUGUUAAUGGAAUGGUAAGUCUUCAAAUAGUCAUUCUGAAGACUCUACUAUGGAGAAAUUUGUUGUACAAAGUCUUCUCCAUCCUCCCCAUCUGUAUUAAAGACGGUGAGUACUACAAAAGAACAUUUUACUUAGGUUAACACCAAAGGAAAAGACAUAACAAGGAGUUGGUAGUAAGCUUUAAUUUUCCAGCAACCCUCAAGAAUUUUUCUCUGAACAUAAUGUAAAGUCAAUGGCUGAAUUAUAUUUAAACCUCAAUAUUUUGUAUCACAAAGGUUGAAAUUAGAGUUAUCUCAUUUUUUAAAAACUGAACUUAACAGGUAUAAGGUUUACCUAUUUCUAAGGAAUUAUUCUGGUAGUGUUAAAGAAUCACAGAUCUAGAAACAAUCAAGUAAGGUAUACUGUAAACAUUCUGAUUAUAAAUAUUUUCACUCCUGUCACAAUAAUGGCAGUACUAUUAUUUUCUACAAAAACUUUUUAAAAACUCUAGUUUCUCAGGAAUAUAAAAAUUGUCUUCAAGAACCUGGUUAGGGUCUUUCUCCAAUUCCUCCAGCCAGACGAUACACUGCCAAGCUCACUUCAUGUGCAAGGUUGUCUGCAUUUUCCUGGAAAUUACAUUAAAGUAGAUUAGAUGAGAAAGACACAUCAUCUACAUAUGCUACUUGCACCUCUAAGAAAAGGGGGAAGGGUGUUUCCUAAUUUUUUUCACUAACACACAAAUGAAAACUUUUUUUCCUUCAUCUUUCAGUAACAAAUUCCAAUGCCUUAAAAAUGGAAAAACAGUCAAAUUCCUCUAAAUAAGGUAAGCUUUUAGUUAAUCAAUUCUGAUUGUAUAGCUAGUUAUCAUCCUAAAAAUGCUGAAUUCAAUAAAACCUAAUCUCUUAAAGGCAAGAAAGCCACUUUAGCCUAAGAAUAAGCAACUCUAUGGCCUCAGUUUUCUCUCCUCGUCACGAAGUUCAUUCAUUCAGCAUAUUUUGGAAUGGUCAGCUUUUUCAGAAAAGCUUCCAGCUAGCUAUUUUACAAAUUACUUUGCCCCAGCUUUGCAGACCCCUUUGUCAAGAGUUUAAGGUGACAGAAAAGACGGGAGUGUGUAAAGUAGGCAAAUUAUGAAAAUCCAGACCACAGUCUUGACCCUGGAAGGCAAAACACACAAAUUAGGGCUAUCAUCUGAAGGGAGUCUGAACAACACUCAGGAGUCCAGAGACAAAGACAAAUUUUAAGCAGCGUGGAUGUUUCAUAAAGAAAGUCACUGGAUUAUAUUUUUAAAGGAGAAAAGAAGGAAAAUGCACUUCAGGCUGUAUCAACUUAACGUGUUAAACUAAAUAUUUAUUAGUUAUUCAUGCAAAAGUUAGAAAUAUGACUUUCAAAAAAAAUAUCUGGGAAAAUAAGCUAAGUCUUUAACUCUAAUUAAUGAAAUUAAUUUUGUAGACUUAAAAGUCCUCAUAAAUGAUUCUCAAAGACAUUAAACCUUUAAUUAUCAUAGUGACCUGGUGGUGUUCCCACCAUCCUCCCUAUAUUGUUAGACUCUCUUUGCAUAUUCUUUCAACAGAAUUAUCCCAGCUUACUUGUGAGUCUGCUUCUGCAUAUACUCGGACUACAUCUUCUGUUCCAGAGGGCCGGACAAAAGCUCGGGAAAGCCUGUACUUCUUAACCAGGUCAUUAAUUGCCUCCUGUAAUCCUGGGGGUGUUACUGCUUGUCUUUCAGCAUCAGUGGUACUAAUAACUUGCCUGUCUGAAACCUAAACACAAGCAUUUCAUGUUCAUUACUAUAUUAUACUCCCUUUCAGAAAUUUAACCUGUUCAAUGUACCUAAAAAGCUCCCCAGCAAAAGAAUGUGACCUUUCAGUUUAACAGUAACAGACCUACAGUUCUGCUUAUUGUACCAGGUUAAAGAUAAACGUUUUUAAGUUUUUUUUCUGCCAAGGUCAGGGUUAAUUUCAACUUUUGUACAAUUUGUUUCUUCAGUAUAUAAAUAUUUACCUUUAGCAAAAAGAAGGGUUUUACAGACUUUCCUACAGUUGUAAAAUCAUUUCUCCCCAUGUUAUUGCUAAAAUAAUGGCCAGCAAUACUGCAUGACUUCAAGUUCCAUGUCAUACUUUGGCUCUUGGUAUCGUCAUUGAUCAAAUAAUCAUAUACAUUUGUAAAAGGGGGAUAAAUGGCAAUCUAUUUAUAAAAGGGAAAUGUACCCAAAACUAAUAUGAAUCAUCAGUAGCCAUCCCUAAGAAUUUUGGCUUUGGUAUCUCUAAUUGUCUUUCACAAAUUCUACUUGGUAAUGUUUUAACACGUAUGAAUCUAUAUAGAAAUCAGUUUAUCUCAAAUACUUUAAGAAACUUGAGCCACAGACUCCAUUUCUCUGCACCUAGCCUCAGGAAGUACUCUGUAAACUAAUGGUAAUGCAGAGGAAAUAUUUUCACUUGAAGUGAUAGGCUACCUUAGGAUUUGCUUCAAAAUAAUCUGGGGAUAUGGAGAAUGUGUAGGAGAACAACUGAAACCUGUUGAAGCUGGGACCUCAUUCUGUUUUUUAUUUUUGUAUCUGUCUUAAAUUUUCCAUAAUAAAGAUCUUUGUUUUUUAAUGACACACAGCCACUCAUAAUAUUAUAAUAAAACUGGAAAUUAAGUACUUCGCAAAGAACAGAAUGGUUAAAUAAAUUAUAACUUGGGUAAUUUCUAAAGAUGUGAGAAAAUACAGUUAAGACAUCAUGUAGUGUAAUUUCCUAUGUAAUAUGUAUGUAUAGAAUAAAAUGACACACUUGGGAAAUAUUUUUAUAUAGUGAGAUUUGGGAUAGUUUUAUAUAGUGAGAUUUAUAUAGUGAGAUUUGGGAUAGUAGGUUUUACUUAAUGUUCAGAAGUUAUUUUAAAAUCUCACACCUUAACUUUCAGUUGUCUGUUUGGAAGAUCUGUAUAGAGAGCAUCCCACUGUUGUACAGUCCAGCCCUUCAGAGUCAAAAUUGCUUCAAUCACCAGCAUGUUAGAAAUAGCAUCACCAACUGCCUGCAAAAAUGGAAGAAACUACUCUAGCACAAGCAAAUCUUGGAUACAAAUGCCAUCUUAGCAAGCCAAUCAUAAUAACUGUACACCCCCAUGCAGCAUUAUUAACUGGAGUUGUUCUUUGCUGUGAAUAAAUAUAAUUAUCAAUGAUUUUGAAGGAAAGGAUAACUAUAGAAGACAGUGGUGAAAGGUAUAACAAGAAAACUGAAACCAGCAUCAAACUUGCCUUUAGUCAUCCUUCUCUUUAAAAUUCUGACUCAAAUGUAUCUUUAUGAUGCAAUCCCUUUUAAAAUAUUAUAUCAUAAUGAACGCAUCAUAAUAAAGUGCAGAAGUAGGAGCUUUGUUAUAAAAUACACCUGAAGUUGAAUCCAUACUUUACCACUAGCCUUUUGUUUCUUCAUUUAUAAAAUGUGGACUAGAAUAACCCCUUUUGCUGUGUUGCUGCAAGGAAUACAUAAGGUAAUAUAUAAAAGACACUCAAAUAUUAGUUCCAUCUCUUUCUCCCCUAUCCCUCCUAUUCAUGCUUCUCCACAGCCAUCCUUACACUCCAGUCCCAACUAAUCUGACCUAUACGCACAUCCUUUGUCAAAGGGCAAUCAAUUGUAUUUUCCUGAAUUUCUCUAUAAGGUUGAUUUAAAAAAAAAAAAAAAUAGUAAUAUACAUAUACUCAUUGUACCUGAAAAUUUUCAGU
Choloepus didactylus (southern two-toed sloth) is the source of this 11861-nucleotide messenger RNA. It is a transcript of the gene DOP1A, whose product is annotated as DOP1 leucine zipper like protein A. Gene Ontology annotation, cellular component: trans-Golgi network; endosome. Gene Ontology annotation, biological process: Golgi to endosome transport. The coding region runs from base 155 to 7612 and encodes 2485 amino acids. The transcript has 39 exons. Lineage: Eukaryota; Metazoa; Chordata; Mammalia; Pilosa; Megalonychidae. The record is from RefSeq and is a predicted model, not a curated record.